UUAUACAUCAAUAAAUACAAUGUUUCUUUUUAUUUUUUAUCAAACAGGUGAAAUAUAUCUUAAAGUUAAUUAAAAAUGAAGAGGAUUUUAAUAACAUUGUGUCUGGUGGCUGUUAAAUUGGAGCUCACCAAUUCCCAGAACAUGAACCGAAUCCAGCCCAACAUGUUGUUCAACCGGCACAUACCAGAAAAGAUAAUAGAAGCGCCUAGAAACUUCAUAUCUCAACCCUUAAACAUUCCCUACACAAUAGACUAUAACCCUAUAUCCCCUGUUCCCCCAAAAAUAAUACCAACCCCAAGUACAACUAUAGUAACAGAUUGCACACCAUCUGUUUGCAAAAACCUAGCCAAUACAUUACAAUUGAUGAUCGUAUGUAAUUUGCUACAGAACCACAAAGGUGGUCCUGAUCUAGCGUUGCAACUAGCUUCACCGUUCUUAAAUGAAGCUAUUUCAUCACCCACUUUUUCAUGUGGAUGUUCUAAUCCAUUAUUUUCUAAUUCUCCAUCUUUAUCACCAGUUAUUACAUCUACGUCAUAUCCUAAUGUAAUUGGUCAACAGAGUGUAGUAACUGGCUAUAGUAAUACAUUAUCAUCACCUAAUUCAUGUCCUAAAUCAGGAUUGCUUAAUUUAUUGAGUAUGUUCAGUAAUUAAUUUAUG
Messenger RNA from Colias croceus (clouded yellow), 657 nucleotides. RefSeq lists its product as uncharacterized. Bases 76 to 651 code for a protein of 191 amino acids. The transcript has 2 exons. The record is from RefSeq and is a predicted model, not a curated record. Lineage: Eukaryota; Metazoa; Arthropoda; Insecta; Lepidoptera; Pieridae.